CAUCCCUUCAGGAUCUCCACUGGCACCAGUGACUAGAUAUGAUCUACGAACCUCCCUGUAUACCCGUUUCACUCUGAGCUGGAAUCGCUUCACAUUUUUUGCAUGGAUGAUAACAGCCUUCCAUAUAUUCAUGGAUUUCUCACACCACAUGUAAUUUGACUCAAACACGGGAUUGGUGAAAAAGUAAAGACGGUAAAGAGGCACUCCAAGUGGGUUCCUGCGGUUUUUAGGUCUGUGGAAACAGCGCUUGAGUCAGCCAUGGGCAUGGGACCGUGCGUCAGCCGAGAGGGACCGGGUGCAGUAGGAAGAGCAUCUUCCUGAAGGCGAAAAAAGCCCGUCUCCGGGAGUUUUUUUUAUUUGUUUAUUUAUUUAGUUUUUUACUAUCCGUUCUUCUUUGCCAUUGCCAUUUUUUUCUACCGGGGUUGGGGGGCUGUGGGUUUUACGCGCCGGAAUGAUGCGUCCCAACCGAGGCUUCAUCCUGCUCCUCCUCAACGGAACCGCUUGUUUGGUGGUAUUGGGUCAAGAAGAUGACUCCACAAACUCCAAGAGCUCCUCAGACGACUCCUCCAGGACAGUGGGCCUCUUGGGUGGCCAGGCUUCCCUCUCACCCCUGAGCCGCUGGAUGCUCCACAGUAAAAGCAGAGCUGCUAAUGCCACCUCGUUGGAGCUGCCCUACCAUUCUCCAGUCCCUUUCUCCAAGCAGGAGUUUUCUAAACAGGAGUUCUGGGAGAUGUUGGGUAGUGAUCUGCUCAAACCUGACACCUCGAGUCCCAGGGUCAAACGCCGGCCAAUUGUUAAGACCGGCAAGUUCAAGAAGAUGUUUGGCUGGGGAGACUUCUAUUCCAAUAUCAAGACAGUGAGGCUUAACCUGCUGAUCACCGGCAAGAUUGUGGAUCACGGUAAUGGCACAUUCAGCGUCUACUUCAGACACAACUCCACAGGCCAGGGCAACAUCUCAGUCAGCCUGGUGCCACCUGUCAAGGCAGUAGAGUUUGACCUGGAGCGCCAGAGUGUGGUCUACCCAAAGGACUCCAAGAUCUUCAACUGCCGCGUAGACUAUGAGAAGGUGGAUCGCAGCAAACGCACCUCGUUGUGCAACUAUGACCCAUCCAAGACCUGUUUCCAGGAGCAGAUCCAGAGCCAUGUGUCCUGGAUUUGCUCCAAGCCUUUCAAGGUCAUCUGUAUCUAUAUUUCCUUCUACAGUACGGACUACCGCCUGGUGCAGAAGGUCUGCCCGGACUAUAACUACCAUAACGAGAUGCCCUACCUGCCUUCGGGCUAGAGGACCUGUAGGCGGGGAGGAGAGGCAGGAGGAGAGAGGAAAAGGGGGAUGAGUGGGAGUGACUGCAACUCAUGAGGAGGAAAUCAAGGCUGUGAAUGCCAUAGUGGCAACAAGACACCUUAAAAAAAACCUCUCUGUAGCCUGACUGUUGUAAGAUGUAAAAACAUAUAUGCAAAACAAAAAGUACAGUAUGCAGAUGAUGAGGCAUUUGGAAUGCUUAACUGCAGUAUUCAUUAACUGGACUGGUAGGGGAAAAUAUCAAAUACCACCAACUUGCACAUUCUUACCUCAGACCAGUUUCUAAAUACCAACUUCUCACCAGCUACUUCUCUCUUCCAUUAAGUCAUUUCUUAAUGUUGUCUAAUGUCCUUUUAAACACCCUUUACAAUUUUUUUUAAUUUGCAAAGUCACAAGGCAGUAUCACAUCUUUGAUAUGAUCCACUGGAGGGUUGAUACAAAAUCAGACUUUAUUAUAAAUAUGGUAUAUUUGGUGUUUAACAUCACAGCCUAUACGGUAAAGGCAAAGCUAAUGAUGACUGAAACAUACCACAAGGAACAUAAAACAUUUUUCUUAUAAAGAGAAGAUGAAUGUAAAGUGUGACCAACCACAGGACCAUUCAGGUUACACUCUCAGUCUUUUUAAAGGGCAUAUAUUUAAUGUGAGCUAAAGUCCACCCCAGAACAAUGUUUAAAGUCUCUCCUUGCGCCCAGUUUCUCUCUUCCUGUCUGCAUUCUCUGAUGGAGGCACCCUAUCAAAUCAUUAAUGUGUAGUCUUUACCUGCAAAAUCAAAUCAUAAUAUAUCCUUCAGUUAUGUUGCCCCAGUUCAAUAAAAGAGAAAUAAGAGGUGGAGAUUGGAAAAAUAAUAAAAUUUACAAAAAAAAAAAGAAAAGAAAUUGCUCAUUAAAGAUUCAGGACUGGGGCUUAAGACAAGU
Molecule: messenger RNA, 2215 nt
Organism: Archocentrus centrarchus (flier cichlid)
Lineage: Eukaryota; Metazoa; Chordata; Actinopteri; Cichliformes; Cichlidae
Product: neurexophilin-1
Exons: 2
Coding region: 452-1282 (276 amino acids)
Molecular function (GO): signaling receptor binding
Source: RefSeq, a predicted model, not a curated record